Messenger RNA from Sphaeramia orbicularis (orbiculate cardinalfish), 3941 nucleotides. It is a transcript of the gene lcor, whose product is annotated as ligand dependent nuclear receptor corepressor. Gene Ontology annotation, biological process: regulation of transcription by RNA polymerase II. Bases 32 to 2101 code for a protein of 689 amino acids. NCBI's taxonomy places the organism in Eukaryota, Metazoa, Chordata, Actinopteri, Kurtiformes, Apogonidae. The transcript has 7 exons. Gene Ontology annotation, cellular component: nucleus. Gene Ontology annotation, molecular function: DNA binding. The record is from RefSeq and is a predicted model, not a curated record.
UGUGCGCGCCCACGGGAGGGGCCGACAGAAAAUGGCGAGUCUGUGCAAAAGGCAGCAAUGCACGAUAGAGAGGCGCGGCUUUCGGCAGGAACUUGACUCUUGGAGGCACAAACUCAUUCACUGUGUAGGCUUUGAAAGUAUCUUGGAAGGCUUGUUUGGGCCGGGACUAGUCAAAGAUAUCACCCUUUUUCAAGAUUGCGAGCCAGAGGAAGUGUCUGACUGGUCCUUUGACGAAAACUGUCUCUUCUGCUGCUUAAGACGCGAAAAAGUUAAGGAGCACAGCGUAGAGAACGGCGGCGGCAGCCAGGUGCUGUCGGAGUGUGAAGACUUCAAACAGGAGCGGUCUCGGAUCAGCCGGCUGGAGAGACAGGCCCAAGACUUCCUCAAUGCUGUGUUCCACAGAAAAGAACUCCCAAGUUUCACAGACCCUCACAUUCCUCUAGUGGCUCGUGAGAUUAUGCAGCGAAUGAUCCGCCAGUUCGCUGCCGAAUAUACCUCAAAAACUACUCAGGACGACCCGCCCCUGCCCAACGGCACCAUGAAGGACCAAAGCCUGCCGAGAGCGGCGUCUCUGGCCCCGGCCCCCUGCUCCCCCCCUGGGCCCCGGCCUGUGCCCAGCUCCCCUCCAUCAUCUGCCUCUGCCUCCUCCUCCCCAUCCCCGACCCCAGGGCCGGCCCUCAGCCCCUCCGCCUCCUCCUCCUCUGCCGCCGCCUCGGCUUCUGCCUGCACCCAGAGCAGCAACGGUACGGGGGCCAGUAACGGUGGAGGGGGGGGCACAGCUGCUGCCUCUGCACAGAACCCCGUCCUCAGUAAGCUUCUCAUGGCCGACCAGGACGGCCCGCUGGACCUCACUGUCAAGAAGAACCAGGUGGAACCGGAGCCCAGCCAGCAGGAUGGCGUCCUCGACCUCUCCACCAAGAAGAACCACAGCGCAGGGAGCCUCAAGUCCUUCCCUGGCACCUCCCCUUCGCCAGGGGUCAAAGGACACUCUCUGAAAGUAGACCAUGACGUGGAUGACGAGGACGUGCUGCUGCAGAGAAGCUUGCAGGACGGACUGAGGGAGAACUUGGUCAACUCAUUCAAGCCCCCGCUGGCCCGCUCGCUGCGUAUCAAGGAAGAGCUCCUCAGCCAGAAACACUGCCUCUUGAGUCAGCCCGCUGCUCUGUCGUUGUCCAAUCUAGAGUCAGCCAGUUUGCUCAAUCACGGGCAAUCUCACUCCUUGCUUGGCCAGAAGGGUUCCUCUUCUUUCUGGGGGAGCAAGGCCCACCUUGACAGCCUGAUGAAGCUAAAACAGGCCAGCGGAGUUCUGAGCGGGGCCCUCAGUGACCUCAAAGACCUGCCUACCUUCUUGGAGAAUCACCACCACAACCACCAUGGAGCCUUCUCCUUCAAAAGUUCCCUCCACCUCCACAAUCAGCUCUCCAAGACCCACCACAACGAAGCCAAGAGAGACCAGGGCCACUCGCUUCCUGUCGACCUGAAGAUCCCCCAGGUUCGGGGCAUGGACCUCUCCUGGGACUCUCAUGCUUCUGAUCUGUACAGCUACGGCGCCAUGGGGGUCGGAGGUGGCGCCCAUGGAGAGAACACCCUGAGCCGGAAGCUGAGAGCCAUCCUGCCUAAGCAGAACCGCAGGGGAGGAAGCCUGGGAAGCCUGUUGGAUGGAGCAGCCGACUACUGGACCUCUGACUUGGACCACUCCACCUCUGGGCCAGCGUAUUCGACCUCCGACGUGGAAGGAGACCCGAACUCCAAGCAGCCGAGGAAGAAGAGGGGCCGCUAUCGCCAGUACAACAGCGAGAUCCUGGAGGAGGCUAUAGCGGUGGUGAUGAGCGGGAAGAUGAGCGUGUCCAAGGCCCAGAACAUGUACGGGAUCCCGCACAGCACCCUGGAAUACAAGGUCAAGGAGCGCAUGGGAACCUUGAAGAACCCCCCAAAGAAGAAACUCAAGCUUAUGAUGAAGAUGGAAGCAGGAGGCCAGGAUUUCCCCAACGAGUCGGAGAACACUGCGACUCCACGAGAUGACGGCCCGCCGCUGGCAGCUGCUGAGCUCAAGGACAAUGUAAAGGAAGAGAUUGAUGAUAAUUUCAAACCAAUCGAUUAAAUGACUAACACAUGUAAACCUCAGUCAAAAGUAAUUUGAAAAUGGAUGGGGCUUUAUUUGUGCCAAUUUACUUUGCAGUAUCUGGGUGAGCACAAACACAGGGAUAAUAUGAGGAGGAUUCUUAAAACAACUGGAGAGAAACAACUAAUCGGAUGGUUUUAAACAGGCGUCACACGAAGGACGCUGUACAAGCAUUUGUUUCGCUUUUAUAUCCGGGGGCUUAACAAAUGCAGCUAAAGACAUGAGUUACAUGACAAUUAAUGAAAUUUCCUUAAGCAUGCUGAUAAUCCCCUGCUCAAAACCCUAUUCCCUUCUUUUGAGAACUUGAUACACUGAACUGCUGCUGCUUAUAAAUGCAGUUUGGGCUUUGGACCAUUCCAAUUUGGGGGGGGGGGAAUUAGGGGAAGUUUAAAAUUAACUCCUUUCAAAAAAGACAAAUUAAAGUCCCCCAACCCCUCCCAUCUCCUCUCUCAUGGAGAACUAACAGACAAUUGGUAAGUGAACCAUCUAUUACAUUUGAAGCCAACUGUAAAGGUUUAAUCAUGAUAUUUCUCACCAGGGUUCUGAAUCAAAACCCAUUCUCUUAUUGCCAGGUAGCCACGAUGCUUUAACUGCAAAGCUUUUCUUUCCUCCUUAAGAUAUUCUGCUAAUCUUUGUGUGGACGAAAGCAACAUUAACCCGUCCUUUUUGAAUGAGAAAACACACACAAAAGUCAUUCAGGGAUGCAUGCUUGUGAGUUUCGCGUAUACUACUGACUUCUAUCGUUGUCUCUAUAUUCCUCUUUAUCUUUUCAGUUGAUUUGUUUUGCUUUCUUUUGCACUACACUUUGGGUCUGGCGCUUACAGACCAGGUUACCUCGGCAUCGUUGCCCUUGCAUCAUGCACUUAUUAUGGUCUGUCUCCGAAGCCCAGUCACAACAUUGCAUUGGGUCAGAGGUACAUGCCGCCUCUGUGCACUGAUCCAUAAUCAGACCCAGGAAGCUCUUUACCCUCUUUUUUUUUGCCAAGGGACAAGUUGAGGAGUGGUCUGACUAUGGAUCAGCUUUUUUUUAAGGUGGAAUGCUACCUCAUGGACCUCCAUCAGCGUCUCGCCGCUGAUCCUGGAAGGCCCGAGCUGCCUCCUGGGAAGCUCAUCCCAUCAUGGAGAUCUUUAUUGGAUGUAGGCCUUCUGGAAUCAGACUGUGAAACUCUGCUGCUAUCAGUUGAAUAUUUAGCUCCUAUACUAGGCUUUAGAAAGCCAAAGCUAAUGGAUGUUAGCUAACAACAACACACUGCUGAUGUUUUCUUUUUCUUUUUCUUUUUCUAAUCAAACUAACAUGAGGCUGAUUUUUAAAAGAUUUUCUUCUCCCUCAACCUUCAAAGACAGUUUUAAAGGCAGUUUACUACAACAAUGUGCAUUUAUAGUGGGGUGUUCAAUUUGGGGUGGCGGGUGGGUGAUAUGCAGUGGGGAGGGGUAGUUGAUAGAGCUGAGGGAAAGUCAGAUUUAAUAUAUUAUAAAUUAUUAUGACUGAUGACGUACAAGCCAAUCCAUUAUUCUGGAUGAUUCCUUUUCUCCUCAUUUUUAACUCAGGGUAUCUGAGACAGAUGAUGUGGGUUUCAAAAAUGCUUGGACCUAUCAUUGACAAACCAGAGGACAUUACAUGCCUCUCGCUAAUGCUUUGUCUGACUAAAUAUGACAAACGCCGUAGCCGACAGACGUGCUAAUAAUUUAUCACAAAGGAGAUAAAACACCGACACGGGGUUUGGCGCUAAACUUCUAAAAUAGCACUUUUCAGAAGUAACAGACAAAAAAAAAAAAAAACGAGAGAAAGAAAGCUGUUUGAGGUUAUGCAUGUAGUGUA